This is a messenger RNA of Vigna angularis (adzuki bean), 663 nucleotides long. RefSeq lists its product as uncharacterized. Gene Ontology annotation, biological process: recombinational repair. Lineage: Eukaryota; Viridiplantae; Streptophyta; Magnoliopsida; Fabales; Fabaceae. The record is from RefSeq and is a predicted model, not a curated record. The coding region runs from base 1 to 663 and encodes 220 amino acids. The transcript has 5 exons.
AUGGAAGCUUGGGAAGAACUUGAUAUUGAUGAAAGUGAUCUUGAUAGUUUUAUUCGCCGUUGCAAUUCCAAUAACAAUGUCAUUCCGGGCCCUGCUGGUGUCAUUGAGGCAGCCAUGAUUAACCGCCAAGUGAAUGAAAACAUUUCGACACAAGUCUUUUUGAGUGACAUUGCAAAAGCCAGUUUUGAACGAUUAUUGCUUAAACAUGAGGUUGAGCAUAUCUCAACCCUUGAUUCCUUGAAAGGAACUUGUAAGGUGUCCUUGUUGCGAUGUCUUGUUAAAGCCACUGAACAUAACGGACUGGGUGACAUGAAAAUAACAAUUCGGGAUCCAACAGGGACUGUAAAAGCAAGUGUUCACCACAAGGCCAUUGAUCAUCCUGAAAUAGGUCCACACUUAAAAGUUGGAAGUGUGAUAAUCCUACAAGAUGUUGCAAUAUUUUCACCAAUACGCGGAACAUACUAUCUUAACAUAACUCUUAGGAAUAUUGUUAAGGUUUUUCCAAGUGAUAUUGGCUGCCCAACUGAUGACCUAGUACGUCUAACAGUACCAAUUGUUAUGAACAACCCGCCAACACGUUCCGUUGAUCAUAUCCUUAGCAAAUUGAUUCCACCUGUUCACAAUGACAAACCUGAACGCAGUGGAUCUAACAACAACAAUUAA